Mesorhabditis belari is the source of this 324-nucleotide messenger RNA. The record is from the annotation of a GenBank genome assembly. Lineage: Eukaryota; Metazoa; Nematoda; Chromadorea; Rhabditida; Rhabditidae.
AUGACGCAAUAUUUUGGACGCUCGAAUUUCUCGUUUCGCUCCGUCUAUCCAUUGGGCGGGCUGGAUUGGGAACUUUGCCUGAGCAAUCCAGAUCACCAUUUCCAGCUGUUUGUCGGCUGUGGUACAUCGCGACAAGGAGUCACCUGGAGUUGCAAGGCCAAAAGCUCGUUUUUUUCGAGGUUUUUCAAUGGGGAGGAUUUCCUUGUUGACAAGAAUUUUCUUAAAGACGACAAAGCGACUUUCAUUGUGGCUAUCGAAAUCGAGAAUAUCUCUAUUAAAUCCACUCAAGGAAUUGACCAGUUGAAGGAAUUCACCCUCGAAAAU